Cladophialophora carrionii CBS 160.54 is the source of this 576-nucleotide messenger RNA. RefSeq lists its product as uncharacterized. The coding region runs from base 1 to 576 and encodes 191 amino acids. Lineage: Eukaryota; Fungi; Ascomycota; Eurotiomycetes; Chaetothyriales; Herpotrichiellaceae. The transcript has a single exon. The record is from RefSeq and is a predicted model, not a curated record.
AUGGCGGUUGCACAGUUAGUGUCUCUGUUCGAGACAAUCCACCAAGAGUCCUCAAUUAAAACAACUUCCAGGAGCCUUCGAAGCCAUCACAUCUCGUCCUCCAAAGUGCGUCUGCACCUCCAGACCAUCUUCAGCCACAACCCUCUCCACCGAUCGAACAAGAGUCCUUCGAGCGACAUGGCGUCCCCGACCUCGUCGUCCACGCCUUCGAGCCGAUCCUCGCCAAGUUCCUCUUUCAGCAGCUUCGGAAGCCGAAGUCGAAGCCGUGUUCAAGCACCGGUCAACGAUCUCGACUCUGCCAUCCUCUCUCCUGUCUCAGCCCUUCCGAGCAACCAAGCCCGAUCAUAUAGGAUUCGUCGACAGCCAUCAGCCAUCGAUCUGGCGCUGCAAGAGGAAAUAUUAUACGCUAAUGAGGUCGAGACUAUUGGGCUGGGGUUUCUUGAGCCCCGGCCUCGAGCAAACACUGCUUCAUCAACUGCAUCCUCUCAGCAAUGCUCCAUCAUGGAGUUCAUGAACGAGACUGCUGUUACGCCCGUGGUUUUGGACUCGAUCUUUGAUGUCAUGGAGCGGUCAUAA